AUGGGCGAAGCGCUGACGCGCCGCGGACGUUUGCGACGCGGUGGGGGGGGGGGGGGGGGGGGGGCAGGUCCUGGGGCUCUUUGGGCCUCGUCGGACAUGCUCUGGGGUCGCGGAACGUUUGCAGUGCAACGCCGCGCGGCGGCGGAGGGGGCGGGCGCGGAGGGCGAGCCGGGGGCGGAGGCGCCGGCGGCGGAGCCCCCCGAGGAGGGCAGCCCCGGCGCGGCGGCCCGCGAGAGGGAGCUGCGCGCGCAGGCCUCCAUCAAGGAGCGCGAGAGGGAGGUGCAGAGGGCGCUCGCCACCAGCCUCAGGGACAGGGACAAGGAGCGCGAGUACCACAAGCGGGAUGAGGCGGUGCAGCACUUCAACGCCCUGCUGGCGGACCUGGUGCGGAACCCGGACCUGACCUGGCGCGAGGCCAAGAAGCAGCUGAAGAAGGACCACCGGUACAAACUGGCCGAGCUACUCACCAAAGACGACAAGGAGCGGCUGUUCGGCGGGCACACGGGGUCGCUGGCGGCGCGGCGGCGCGACAAGCUGCGCGCGCUGCUGGCCGAGAUGGGCGUCUCGUGCACGGCGCGCUGGAAGGACGUGCGCGACCAGCUGCAGCAGCAGCCCGCCGCGCCCGCCUACGCCAGCGCGGCCCAGAUGGAGCGCGAGUUCCGCGACUACCAGCGCGACAAGCAGACGGCCGCCAGGGCGGCGCUGCGCCAGCUGCUGAUGGAGAGCCGCAGCAUCACGCACCGCAGCCUGGCGGCCGUGCGCGAGAGCGGCGCCGCGCUGCAGGCGAUACAGGACUCGCUGCAGCACGACGCCAGGUACACCGCGCUGGAGCACGCGCCCGACGAGCGGCUGCAGUGCAUCAUGGCGUACCUCGAGGAGCUGCACAAGAAGGGCCCGCCUCCGCCGCCCACCGCCAGCGAGCCCUCGCGCCGCACCAAA
Iphiclides podalirius (scarce swallowtail) is the source of this 939-nucleotide messenger RNA. NCBI's taxonomy places the organism in Eukaryota, Metazoa, Arthropoda, Insecta, Lepidoptera, Papilionidae. The record is from the annotation of a GenBank genome assembly.